AGGAUGAUUAGGAAGAAUUUACGCAGAGUCGAAGGUGGAAGUAACACGAUGCACGGAAUAUCACAUUGGAAUUAUAGCGUCGUCAGUUGUUGAUUAGACAGAUCAUUUUGCCUACUCUAUUUGCCUCAGUAACGCUGAUUUCGAAAGGGAAGAGAACACGUUAGAUUGGUUGGACGGAUGAGCCUGACGGAACAAUGAGACCGCAAGUACUGUUGUUUUUCUCCGUGCUCUGUCUCAGUGCAGCGCUCGGCCAGGUCAGCUACUCCAUUCCGGAGGAAAUGGCCAAAGGCUCUUUGGUCGGUAACAUAGUUCAGGAUUUAGGUUUGGGUGUUAAACGAUUACAAACGGGUAAAGCUCGAAUCCACACGGGAGACAGCACAGAAUAUAUUCAUCUUAACAAGGAAAAGGGACUACUUGUCAUUAAAGAGAAAAUAGACCGCGAGGCUCUCUGUGGUCAGACAACGCCUUGUGCUUUGCAUUUUCAGAUCGCCUUAGAAAACCCAAUAGAAAUAUUACAGAUCACUGUCGAGAUCACAGAUAUUAAUGACAAUGCUCCCGUUUUCGAAAAGGAAGAGAGGAGAUUUGAAAUAAGCGAGUCUGCUAUUGUCGGCUCUAAAUUCAUGCUAGAGAAAGCAAUAGACCCUGAUAUAGCACUGAACGGUCUUCAGAGCUACACACUGAAGCCCAAUGAUCAUUUUGUGCUAAAAUUACAUAGUCAGUCUGAUGGCGGUAAAAAGGUGGAAAUGAUUUUACAGAAACCCUUGGAUAGAGAAAAACAAGAGUUCGCAUCCUUAUUGUUAACGGCUGUAGAUGGAGGAGAGCCGCAGAGAUCUGGCACGAUGCAGAUUCACAUUGCUGUGUUAGAUGUUAAUGAUAACGCUCCUGUGUUUACACAACACAUUUACAAAGCAAGUGUGAAAGAAAACGCUGUGACGGGAACACUUAUAACAAAAGUGAGUGCCUCAGAUGUAGACAAAGACUCGAAUGGGGAGGUUAGCUACGUAAUAGGAAAUAGCAUGAGGAGCAUUUCCAAAUUAUUUCACGUUACUGAAGAUGGUCACAUAAUAUUAAAUGGGCUUAUUGACUAUGAAAAAGCCAAAAAAUAUGAAAUUGACAUAGAGGCAGUUGACCGAGGAGGUUUAUCUGAUUCAAGCAAAGUAGUUAUUGAUGUAGGUGACAUUAAUGACAAUAGCCCAGUUAUUAAUAUUAUUUCAUCAUCAAAUUCAAUAGAAGAAGAUUCACGUCCAAACACAGUGGUUGCUGCAAUGAGUGUAAAUGAUCCUGAUUCUGAAGAAAACGGGAAGGUCCGAUGUGUAAUUGAUAAAAACAUACCCUUUACAAUUACACCUACGUCCAGUAAUUUUUAUAGCAUUGUGACAGACAGUGAAUUAGACAGAGAGAGAUCCUCUGAAUAUAAUAUCACAGUGACCUGCUCAGAUGAGGGAGUGCCCUCCCUCUCCAGCAGCGUCACUCUCACCUUACAGAUCUCUGAUGUGAAUGAUAACGCGCCUGUCUUUGAGAGCAGCUCAUAUGAGGCCUACAUUGUAGAAAACAACACACCAGGCCUCUCUGUAUUCACAGUGAGAGCCAGAGACGCUGACUGGAACCAGAAUGCCCGUGUUUCUUACAUCCUGGAGGACUCCUCUGCUAACGGAGUGCCAGUCUCCUCAUAUGUGUCCGUUAGUGCUGAUAGUGGAGUCAUCCAUGCAGUGCGCUCUUUUGACUACGAGCAGAUCAAAGACUUCCACUUCCGGGUCAAAGCUCAGGAUGGAGGCUCUCCUCCACUGAGUAGCAAUGUGACUGUGAAAAUACUGAUCCAGGACCAGAACGACAACCCUCCUCAGGUCCUGUACCCAGUCCAGACUGGUGGCUCUCUGGUGGCUGAGAUGGUGCCUCGUUCAGCAGAUGUGGGCUAUCUGGUCACUAAAGUGGUGGCUGUUGAUGUGGACUCUGGACAGAAUGCCUGGCUCUCCUAUAAACUGCAGAAAGCCACAGACAGGGCGCUGUUUGAAGUGGGCUUACAGAAUGGAGAAAUAAGGACUAUCCGCCAGGUGACUGAUAAAGAUGUUGUGAAACAAAGACUGUCUGUUAUAGUGGAGGACAACGGGCAGCCCUCUCGUUCAGCUGCAGUCAUUGUUAACGUGGUGGUGGCUGACAGCUUCCCGGAAGUGCUGUCUGAGUUCACUGACUUUACACAGGACAAGGAGUACAAUGACAACCUGACUUUUUACUUAGUGCUGGCUCUGGCUGUAGUGUCCUUCCUCUUCAUCACGUGUUUAGUGGUUAUUAUAUCAGUGAAGAUCUACAGGUGGAGACAGUCUCGCAUCAUGUUUCACUCCAAUCUCCCUGUGAUUCCUUAUUAUCCUCCACGUUACUCAGACACUUUGGGGACAGGGACUCUCCAACACGUGUACAACUACGAGGUGUGCAGGACGACUGACUCCAGAAAGAGUGACUGUAAGUUUGGCGGAGCAGGUAGUCAGAACGUGCUGAUAAUGGACCCCAGUUCUACAGGGACGAUGCAGCGGAUACAGAGUGAAAAGAGCAUCCUGGAUGAACCAGACUCUCCUCUAGAGGUUAGAAAUGUGUAACACUAAUUACCACUCCCUUAUUGUUAAUACUAAAUGUUCGAAUUAAAUAUGCCAGCAUUUUGACCCAUUUGUUUGGAACGUUAUGUUUCAGUACCUCGGACAGCACCAUGGAGCAUUUGUAUGGAGCUAU
This is a messenger RNA of Gymnodraco acuticeps, 2721 nucleotides long. Its product is annotated as protocadherin beta-16-like. NCBI's taxonomy places the organism in Eukaryota, Metazoa, Chordata, Actinopteri, Perciformes, Bathydraconidae. The record is from RefSeq and is a predicted model, not a curated record. Gene Ontology annotation, molecular function: calcium ion binding. The transcript has a single exon. Gene Ontology annotation, biological process: homophilic cell-cell adhesion. Gene Ontology annotation, cellular component: plasma membrane. The coding region runs from base 195 to 2591 and encodes 798 amino acids.